Aaosphaeria arxii CBS 175.79 is the source of this 1120-nucleotide messenger RNA. RefSeq lists its product as uncharacterized. Bases 108 to 986 code for a protein of 292 amino acids. The transcript has a single exon. Lineage: Eukaryota; Fungi; Ascomycota; Dothideomycetes; Pleosporales. The record is from RefSeq and is a predicted model, not a curated record. Gene Ontology annotation, cellular component: nucleus; cytoplasm. Gene Ontology annotation, biological process: secondary metabolite biosynthetic process.
UACCCCGACCUCACUUGUCCUUAAAUCUUUUCUCUCUCGCUUUCCAAACCUUCAAUUACUCCUCCAACUAGGAUUCACCAGGUCCUGGCGCCCUCCCGCUCGUGGCAAUGCCCGCAUCGAUCUCCCCACCCAAUGGACGCAAGUCCACGUCCAAGAUUCCAGAAAAGAUACCCGACUCCACAAAUCUACCUCGAAUACUAUGUUUGCAUGGCGGUGGUGUGAACGCAACGAUCUUCGAGGCACAGUCACGUUCCCUGAUACGGCAUCUCCAACAUUCCUUCCGCCUCGUUUGGGCCGAGGCUCCAUUCUUCUGCGACCCUCACCCCGAUGUCAUACGUGUGUACGGAACCUACGGACCGUUCCGCAGAUGGGUGCGAUGGCUGGACCAACAUUCAGAGAUUGACUCGGAGAGCUGCAUAGAGGAAAUAGGAUACUCGCUCCGGACCGCCAUGGAAGAGGACGACCGCGCGGGUGGAACAGGGCAGUGGGUGGGACUCAUGGGGUUCAGUCAGGGUGCUAAGCUGAGCGCAAGUCUGCUUCUCGAGCAGCAGGCGAGAGAAGACAAGGCUGUGAGGGAGCGCAAGGCGGGCACUGAUACAGGUCCCAUCGGUAUUCCUGGCCUGGACUGGCGAUUUGGUGUCCUGCUUGCUGGAAGAGCUCCCCUCAUCAACUUGAAUCCGGAUGUCCAGAAGAGUGCGGCGUUGGUUCCGGCUGCAAAUGUUGCUGAGUCGUUCGAGUUUGUGAAGGAGGUGGAUGAUGAAGCAAUACUGAGGAAUCCUACCAUUCACGUCCAUGGAUUAGCGGAUCCAGGACUUGCGCUACACAGAAGGCUACUAGAUGAGUAUUGUGAUAAGGGAAGCACAAGGCUCAUCGAAUGGGAUGGUGCGCAUAGAAUCGCAAUCAAGGGCUCUGAUGUCGAACCUAUUGUGAGCUGUAUUUAUGAUGUCGCGUCCGAGGCAGGAAUUCGAGUGGUCCGGACAGUAUGAUGUCUUGGGACGUGGAAGUAAACCCAACCAUCUGUGCAGUCGACAUGGUCUCUCCAUCAUCAUUGAGCAUUUCGAAGGAAGAUAAAUCUACUUGGCUCCGUGCCAAACAUACGCAUUAGCGGAAAUGCAUUUUC